AAAAGUAUUUCAGUCAGUCAGCUCUAAAUGGGAAAUUUGCCCCAAGUGGCAUUUUCUUUUUCAAUGUAAAAGUACACUGUCUCUACACAGGAAGAACAUAAAGCUCUGUUUGUUUAUUACAACCUCAACUAGUGACAACCAGAGUUUACUAAUGUAACCCCGGUUCUAUGAACCAAGUGCACAUUUCCUCUCGCACCCACCCCUGGUCUGGGAGACCCUGCAUUAGUGAGACCAACUGGGUACAUUCAGUCUGGUUCAGUUGUGCAUCAGAAUGGCUACCAUGUUUCAUCGUCCAAUCUAUCGUUGUGAACCAAAUCAUUAAAAGAGAAUAGAUUUAGUCAUAUUCAUUUCACUGAAUCUCUCAAUGGGCCUUGUAAAAGUGUACCGUAUAACUGCACUGGGGAUUACAGUUAUAUGGCAGUGUUUCCCAACCCUGGUCCUCCAGUACCACCAACAAUACAGUUUAUUAUAGCCCUGGACAAACACACCUCACUCAACUCUUUGAGGGCCUGAUGAUUAGUUGACAAGUUGAAACAGGUGUGCGUGUCCAGGGUUACAAGAAAAAUGUGUACUAUUUGGGCUACUCCAGGGUUGGGGGAAACGCUGCAUAACUGACUCUGUAAUCUCUGUUGCAUGGUGUUAUCAAGUUGAUGCAGAAAAACCUGCUUUUCUAAGCACUGCCCUCCGAAUAGUAGAUUGAUGCACACAAAGAAGUCUCUCCUAUUGUGAGUGGAGAAAGGAGAGGAAGUGUAUGAGGUAAACCGUGCUUUAGGACAAGACCAAUAUCCAGAGACAUUCAGACGGGGGAAUACUGGUAUAUCUGAGAUGGCAAAGCCUCCACCUCUGGUGUCCCACCCCAGGAACAUCUGUAUGGGCAAGCCUGAGGAGAGUGAUCCCCAGAGGAGAUGGAGUUAUGGUCCCUCUCCCCCCAGACCCAUCUGUCCCAGGGCUUGGUGAAGGCAGACCUCCACCUCCAGUGCCCCACCCCAGGAAAAUCAAUAUGAGCAAGCCUGAGGAGAGUAAGCCCCAGAGGAGAUGGAGCUAUGAAGCCAGAGGCUCCGCCCAGAAACCGCCCCCUGUGACCCAGAAUAAGUGGUCGGUGGGAAGGAAUCCUCCACAAGAAGGUGGUUGUGACCCUCCGGAUGGGGGGAGUGUGUCUGAAUUCAUUAAGAAGUUUGAAGCUAAAGAGGACCCGAACAAGCAGCUGGUGGUGUGUUGUCCUGUUGGCCCGCCUGCCGUCAUUUACAGGGAGGACUCCGUUCACCCUCUCUAUCAAAAGGUUUUGGCUACGCAGGAAACUCGUACGUUUGGGUCACCUGCCUUCGUUGACAGAGAAGAAUCCAAUGACUACAUCUAUGAAGAGGUUUUUGCUACGCAUGAGACUCCUACGGUAACAGUUCAACAACGGAUAUGUGCAACCUAUGUUCACUGUGUAAGGCCACCUCCUCCAUUGCCGUUAAAGCAGUCACUCCCUCUGAAAGGCAGAAUCAAAACACUCUCAAAAAGCAGCAUUAGUGAAGAGGAAAAAGAUAACAUCAAGGAUGCAGAUGGUCUGAUGGAAUGGUGGGAGAAGGUGAAAAGUGAACCAUGGAACGAUCUGUCUAAAGACCCUAAACUGGCCAAGAAGGGAGAAGCAAAACUGUUCAAAGAGAAAGCCCAGCGGUUCCAGAAUGCAUUGCAGUUGUACAACCUCCUCCUGACUAAGCAUGGGGAGACCCUAAAGAACCACAUCAUUGACCUCAUCAGCAUCGCAGACAACUUAGACAAGGUUUCCAAGGGAACCAAGAUUGCUGGCAUCACCGGGGGUGCCACGGGGGCGGUUGGAGGGGUGGCGGCUGCAGCAGGGGUGAUCCUCGCCCCCUUCACCCUAGGGGCAUCACUGGCCUUGACAGUGGUCGGUGUCGGUGUAGCUGCAGCUGGAGGGGUCACAGGGGCCUCUGCAGCUAUUGCUAACAAAGUGAGCAGUGCACAGGACAGGAAGAAGAUUGAGUUGAUCCUCCAGGACUACCUGGCCCUGAUGGGUGACAUUGAAGCCUGCUUGAGGUUCAUCAACGUGGGCAUGGAGCACCUGAGGAAGCACAACCUCUCAACCCUCCAGGAGGUCGACACAGAGGCCGUCAGAGUGGUCAGGGUGGCCAUAGUGACAGGAGUGGGUAGUUCCAGUGCCAUAGAUGCCAGCAGUAAGGCAUCAGGGAUGCUCCAAGGCUUUGCUCUAGGCAUGGAUAUCUAUUUUACCCAGAAGGAGGAUGGCAAAGGUGGCCCGAAGCUGAAGAAGGGAUUGGAGUCCAAGUUUGGGAGAAAGAUACGCGAAGUGGCUCAGCAGCUGAAUGAAGGGCUGGAUGAAGUGAUCAAGGUCAAAUAUGAGCUAGUUGAAAAUAAUCUCAUCCUCUGAAGAAAGGGAAAGGGGGAUACCUGGUCAGUUGCUCAACUGAAAUGUCUUCCGCAUUUAACCCAACCCCUCUGCCUUAAUCGACAGCCCUACACACACAAACAUGUGGCUUCCUCAAGGCUUCUUUGGGAAGGGUGAUGGUUCCAGUGAUAUUUCUGAUGUUGGUGGCGGCUCAUUGGACUUGAUGUUAUGCGAUUACAUGAUUAAGGUCAGUGUCUUGUGAAGUGAGACUGGUUGACAGUCAGUAGUUCUCAACUCUCUCCUCAGGGACCCUGAGCAGUUCCAGAGCUAGCAUACUUGAUUCUGUUAAUGGACACAAUAGUAAAAACCGAUUAAAUUUUAAAAAUAUAACAUUGCUAUUAACCAGAAUAAAUAACCUUUUGAGAUCAUUCUCCAUGAAGUUUCUAUACAUGACCAUAAGGGUUGUAACCAUAACGGAACCCUUUGUCUAAAACUUUUUAGAAAUUGUUAUUUAUAGAACAUUUUGGUAUGUUGUCUACCAGGUUUCAGUUCACUACCAGGUUUCAGAAUCACUGCAACAUUUUCCAUUGUCAAAUCUAUUGUCAUAUAAACCAAUGUUGUGAAUAAAUAAAUAAUUAGAAGACAUAGAUUUAGUCAUGUUCCUUUUUUUCAAAUUUCAAUUAAUCUCUCAAUGGAUCUUGUAGGACUGUAUAUUAUAACUGGUAAUGUACUCUCCGGUGCAAUGAUCAGGGCCGGUCCUCCCUCUAGGCAAAAUUAUGCCCGGCACUUGAUUUUUGGGGAGGCAUUUUGACAAUUGGUUGCCGCCCUCUGGCGCCCCUGAUCGGCUACUACACCACCCGCGGCAUCCCAGCCACCGGCUCAUAGCGUUGCUGCUGUUCCCGCCCCCCACCCCAUUCCUGCUUCUCCCGAAUCCCACUAUCCUUGGUGGUGAUAUGUUUAUGGGAUUAUCAAAUUGUGAAACAUUUAUAAAAAUGAAUCUGCCAAUUAAAUGUUUGUUUUAAAAUAUAUU
Oncorhynchus gorbuscha (pink salmon) is the source of this 3380-nucleotide messenger RNA. RefSeq lists its product as uncharacterized. Gene Ontology annotation, molecular function: lipid binding. The record is from RefSeq and is a predicted model, not a curated record. Gene Ontology annotation, biological process: lipoprotein metabolic process; lipid transport. Gene Ontology annotation, cellular component: membrane; extracellular region. NCBI's taxonomy places the organism in Eukaryota, Metazoa, Chordata, Actinopteri, Salmoniformes, Salmonidae. The transcript is spliced from 13 exons. Bases 914 to 2392 code for a protein of 492 amino acids.